GCUCCAGCGUCUCUGGCAGUGCCUUUCGAGCAAGCGAGUGUCGGUCAUCCACAAUGUCCAGUGGAACUGCAAAUCUUGUGCCCGCAGAACAUGGAACACCACUAUCCUGUCUCCCUCGCGAGAUCUUUCUGCUCAUAUUAGAUCACACUUCUGUACACGACCUUCUCCACAUCCGCGCGGUUUGCCGCUCAUGGUGGACGGACGCGUUGCAUACCGCGGCCAUCAAAAUGAACGCUGCAAAAGCCGAUGCGGCCACAAUCUCCGACCGUAUUUCGGCGCUGGUCUCCACUGACGGAGAGUGGUACGACGAGCCGCUUAAGCGUGCUAGUCUUGUUUGCAGCGGAGUAAGAAUGGUUGGAGACGAAGAGGAGGUACAAGUAGACUAUGACAAUGCCGAUGGGGAUCCAAAGAUCAGGGCGCCGCAGAUCUCGAAUGUGCGGUUUGUGUUUGGCCCAAAGAAGGGCCACUGGCCUGUAUUGGGAUAUUUUGUCAAUUCUGAAGGAAGGAUUGAAAUCUCAAUCAAUGGGAAAUUGACCAUCACAUUUGAAAACUCAAGUUUUUUAUCCGACUCUGUCGUUCAACGCGGGGAUGGGUGGUGCAUAGCUUGCACCUUGCGCGAUCGACCUGACAUUGAACCGGGUACUGAAAAAGCGGUAGGACUACCAUCGUGGUGGACUGGGAGACGUUUUUGGGGCUUACCCAGCGAGGUUUAUUACUGUGACAUGCAAGUGGAUGAGCUGGAAGUGAGUCUGGGCUGGAUGCUCCGAUUGACCAAACCACGAGAUGGCAAACGAUCUAUAGAGUAACUUCAGUGGAAACAGAGUUUUUUUUUUCUUUGCAAAAUUGCAACAUAACAAUAUGUACAUACAAAUAUUAUCCCAAUAAUGAUCAACUCUUAAACAGA
This is a messenger RNA of Spizellomyces punctatus DAOM BR117, 904 nucleotides long. RefSeq lists its product as uncharacterized. The coding region runs from base 54 to 806 and encodes 250 amino acids. Gene Ontology annotation, molecular function: protein binding. Lineage: Eukaryota; Fungi; Chytridiomycota; Chytridiomycetes; Spizellomycetales; Spizellomycetaceae. The record is from RefSeq and is a predicted model, not a curated record. The transcript has a single exon.